This is a messenger RNA of Linum tenue, 1123 nucleotides long. The record is from the annotation of a GenBank genome assembly. Lineage: Eukaryota; Viridiplantae; Streptophyta; Magnoliopsida; Malpighiales; Linaceae.
CCAUUAUCUGCUUCGCCAGAUAAAUUUGGGGUUUAGGGUUUCGCCCUUCCAUCCUCUGCCUCGCGUGUAGCUGUUCCAGUUCAAGUUUUUUGGUUCCCCUAAUCGCAUAAAUUUCCUCCGCCGCGCUCUUUCUUCCCGGCAAUCGCAACCAUGGAAGUGGAAGCUCCAGUUCCUGUUGCAGCGCCGACUACUGGUCCGGUGGAAGUCAAAUUGUUCAACCGCUGGACGUUCGAAGAAAUCUCGGUCAAUGACAUUUCCUUGGGGGAUUAUAUUGGUGUCCAAUCGGCCAAGCAUGCAACUUUCAUUCCCCACACAGCAGGGAGGUACUCGGCCAAGCGUUUCAGGAAGGCCCAGUGCCCGAUCAUCGAGAGGCUUACAAACUCUCUUAUGAUGCACGGGAGAAACAAUGGCAAGAAACUGAUGGCUGUCAGGAUUGUGAAGCACGCCAUGGAGAUCAUCCAUCUCCUAACUGAUCAAAACCCAAUCCAAGUCAUUGUUGAUGCUGUCGUCAACAGUGGUCCUCGUGAAGAUGCAACUAGGAUCGGUUCGGCUGGUGUCGUGAGGCGUCAGGCUGUGGAUAUUUCUCCACUCAGGCGUGUCAAUCAGGCCUUGUAUCUCUUGACCACCGGAGCUAGGGAGUCUGCCUUCCGUAACAUCAAGACUAUUGCGGAAUGCUUGGCGGAUGAACUCAUCAAUGCUGCAAAGGGAUCCUCGAACAGCUAUGCUAUCAAGAAGAAGGACGAGAUCGAGAGAGUUGCCAAAGCCAACCGUUGAGAGAUUUUUGUACGUCUGCUGUUAUCUUUAGGGUUAGCCUUAUUUGCUGGAAAAUUCCGUGAGAAUUUUGCUACUGGUAUCUUUAAGUCUGUGUUGUUUUUAUGUCAGUUGGUGAAUACCUGGAGUAUGUUUGGAUGCUGGGUGCUAUAUUUUUGUUAAGUUGAUACUUUGAACAAUUUCAUGCUGAAUCAUUUCAGUUUGUUACUCUGAUGUUAUUAUAUCCUCCUGAUAUGCCUAUAUCUCGUGGUCUUUUGGGUAAAUUAACAUGUUUGCCUUGUUGCUUGCAAAUUAUGCACUACUCUCCACUCUUUCCCUCGCCAUUGUAGUUAUUUGUGUCCCUCUCUUGUAU